This is a messenger RNA of Pipra filicauda (Wire-tailed manakin), 15181 nucleotides long. RefSeq names its product SLIT and NTRK like family member 5 (gene SLITRK5). Gene Ontology annotation, cellular component: membrane. Bases 280 to 3159 code for a protein of 959 amino acids. Gene Ontology annotation, biological process: axonogenesis; regulation of presynapse assembly; positive regulation of synapse assembly. The record is from RefSeq and is a predicted model, not a curated record. Gene Ontology annotation, molecular function: protein binding. The transcript is spliced from 3 exons. Lineage: Eukaryota; Metazoa; Chordata; Aves; Passeriformes; Pipridae.
GCCCCUGUGCGAGCGCUGUGUCUCGGCGCCGCCUGCGCGCGGGGGGAGCCCGCUCCGCUCCGCUCCGCACCCACCGCCCCGGCCGCCGCCGCACCGACACCGACACCGCCGCCGCGCCGCGGGGAGGCUUCUUCAUGGGCUGCCACCAUGCUUGGGCCCUGGAGAUUUCGGGCGAAGCUAGUUUUGCAGAACAUUGGGAAUAAGCGCUAUGUCAGAUAUGGAUGAGACUCCGAAGAUGAUCUGCAUGUUUUACAUUUUUCACAAAUUUUGGGAAAUAAAAUGUAUGCUUGCUGGUCUACAGUAACUUUGGAACAGGACCUCAACAAAAAAAUGCAUAUCUGGAUGCUGCAGACGAUCGCGUUUGCUUUAACAUCGCUAGUCCUUUCGUGGGCAGAAAGCAUCGAGUAUUAUGGGGAAAUCUGUGAUAAUGCAUGUCCUUGUGAGGAGAAGGACAGCAUCUUAACAGUGAGCUGUGAAAACAGAGGGAUCAUCAGCCUUUUUGAGAUCAGUCCACCAAGGUUCCCUGUCUACCACCUCUUGUUGUCUGGGAACCUUUUGAACAGGCUGUACCCAAACCAGUUUGUCAAUUACACCGGGGCUUCAAUUUUGCAUCUGGGGAGCAAUGACAUACAAGACAUCGAAACUGGGGCCUUUCAUGGUCUGAGAGGUUUAAGGAGGCUGCAUUUGAACAAUAACAAGUUGGAACUUCUACGGGAUGACACUUUCCUUGGGCUAGAGAGUUUGGAAUACCUACAGGUCGAUUAUAAUUAUAUUAGCAUCAUUGAACCCAAUGCCUUCAGCAAACUGCAUUUGCUGCAGGUGCUGAUUCUCAAUGAUAACCUCCUCUCCAGUUUGCCCAACAACCUUUUCCGUUUUGUGCCCUUAACUCACCUGGACCUGAGGGGUAACCGGCUGAAGCUGUUGCCCUAUAUGGGCCUCUUGCAGCACAUGGAUAAAGUGGUGGAGCUGCAGCUGGAGGAAAACCCCUGGAAUUGCUCUUGUGAGUUGAUUGCUCUAAAGGAUUGGCUGGACAGUAUCUCAUACUCUGCUCUGGUGGGAGAUGUAGUUUGCGAGACCCCUUUCCGCUUACAUGGUCGAGACUUGGAUGAAGUCUCCAAGCAGGAGCUUUGCCCCAGGAGGCUCAUCUCUGAUUAUGAAAUGAGACCUCAGACACCACUGAGCACCACAGGGUAUUUCCACACAACCCCAGCCUCGGUCAACUCCGUGGCUACUUCUUCUUCAGCUGUUUACAAAUCUCCCUUGAAGCCCCCCAAAGGGACCCGCCAACCCAACAAGCCAAGGGUGCGCCCCACCUCCCGCUUGCCCUCCAAAGACUUGGGAUACAGCAACUAUGGCCCCAGCAUUGCCUACCAGACCAAAUCCCCGGUGCCUUUGGAGUGCCCCACUGCCUGCACUUGCAACUUGCAGAUUUCUGACCUGGGCCUCAAUGUCAAUUGUCAGGAGAGGAAGAUUGAGAGCAUUUCUGAACUGCAGCCCAAACCCUAUAAUCCUAAGAAGAUGUAUCUGACGGAAAACUACAUUGCACUGGUCCGCAGGGCAGAUUUUGUGGAUGCCACCGGGCUGGAUUUGCUACAUCUGGGCAAUAAUCGGAUCUCGGUCAUUCAGGACCGGGCUUUUGGGGAUUUAACUAAUUUGCGAAGGCUGUACCUGAAUGGGAACCGGAUCGAGCGGCUGAGCCCAGAGCUGUUCUAUGGGCUGCAAAGCCUGCAGUACCUCUUCCUGCAGUACAAUGUCAUCCGGGAGAUAGAGGCAGGCACCUUUGAAUCUGUCCCCAACCUUCAGCUCUUGUUUUUGAACAACAAUCUGCUGAGGUCUUUGCCAGGGAACAUUUUUUCUGGUCUGUCUCUCUACAGGCUGAGCCUGCGGAGCAACCACUUCUCCUACCUGCCAGUGAGCGGGGUGCUGGACCAGCUGAAAUCCCUGCUGCAGAUCGACCUGCACGAGAACCCUUGGGACUGCACCUGCGACGUGGUGGGCAUGAAGCUGUGGCUGGAGCAGCUCAACACCGGUGUCCUGGUGGACCAGGUUAUCUGCGAGUCUCCUAAGAAGUUUGCCCAGAGCGACAUGCGGGCCGUCCGGGCGGAGCUGCUGUGCCCCGACUACUCGGAUAUCGUCGUCUCCACGCCCACGCCGUCCCCGGGCCAGCUGCCGGCCAGGACCACCCCCUCCUCCUCCACCGUGCGCCUCAAUGGCACGGCGGCGGCGGGCGGCUCCGCGCCCGCGGGCGGCGCCGGCGGCGGCACCUCCUCGGUGCCGCUCUCGGUGCUGAUCCUCAGCCUGCUGCUGGUCUUCAUCAUGUCCGUCUUCGUGGCGGCCGGGCUCUUCGUCCUGGUGAUGAAGCGGCGCAAGAAGGGCCAGGGUGACCACGCCAGCGCCAACAACUCCGACGUGAGCUCCUUCAACAUGCAGUACAGCGUCUACAGCGGCGGCCACCACCACCAUCACCACCCCCACCUGCAGCAGCACCCGCCCCACCGCGGCGGCGGGGGCGGCGGCGGCGGGGGCGCGGCGCUGCCCAAGGUGAAGACCCCCGCCGGCCACGUCUACGAGUACAUCCCGCACCCCCUGGGCCACAUGUGCAAAAACCCCAUCUACCGCUCCCGGGAGGGCAAUUCGGGCGAGGAUUACAAAGACCUUCACGAGCUGAAGGUCACCUACAGCAGCCACCCCCUGUCGCCCGGGGGGGGCGCGCCGCCGCCCCCUCCGCCCCCACCGCCGCCGGCGCCCGGCGGGGAGGACGCGCCGGGGCGCAGCCCCGCGUACAGCGUGAGCACCAUCGAGCCGCGGGAGGAGCUGCUCUCCCCAGUGCAAGACGCCGAUCGCUUUUACAGGGGCAUUUUGGAGCCCGACAAACACUCCUCCUCCACGCUGGGCACUCCCGGCUCCACCCUCCCCGACUACCCCAAGCUCCCUGCCGCCUACACCUACUCCCCUAACUAUGACCUUAGGCGUGCCCACCAGUACUUGCACCCGGGGCCGGGGGACAGCAGACUCCGGGAGACGGUGCUCUACAGCCCCCCGAGUACUGUCUAUGUAGAGCCCAACAGGAACGAGUACCUGGAGCUAAAAGCAAAACUAAACGCAGAGCCGGACUACCUCGAAGUGCUGGAAAAACAGACCACAUUCAGCCAGUUCUGAGAAACAGCCUCCCUCCCCGUCCCCUCGCCAGUCUCAGCAGCUCCUUCUCUAGAGUAUUUGUAUUUAACAACCACACGCAAAACAAAGAAAUGCUGACCUCCCACCUCGCCCACCUUCUUUUUUCCCCCUUUAAUGCAUUUUAUUGUAGGGUGAAGUGCCUUGGCACAGGACUUUUCAGCUUCGGGGAAUGAUUCUGAAAGGGUGUGCUGUUCAGUUUAGUUUAUUCUUUUUUCUUUUACUGUAUUUGGAAGUCAGAAACCACCUGCUUUGUAAAAUGGGCACAACACUGGUGUUGUGCGGGUGUCCACGUGUGCUUGGGGAAGGUGGCAGGAGGUUCCUGUCAGGUCAUGUUCAGGUCACAAGUACAAAAGUCACUAUCACUAUUUUUUUAUUAUUAUUUUUAUUUUUUUCUAACAGACAUUCUUUAUUUUGGGUUUCUUUCUGGUUGAAGAGUACAGCGCACAUUUUCCCCUUUUAGCCAUGGGUGAGUCUAAAUGGCUUUUUUGGAGAGAUUAGCACACCCCGACUUUAAUACAAGGUUUCCUUUUUUUAAGGAUGUGUUUGUAUACUUUCUGGACUUUUGAAUUCAAAAAUAUAUUAUGAUCUUUAAAAGGAUCGCUGUAGAUGUGGACAAAUCAUUAAAGAGUGCAGAGAUAUAUGAUCCAUAACUGGUUAGUGAAAAUAAUUUAUUGAUGAAAUAUAAAAAAAUAUUUUAUUGUAGCACCUAUUUUUAUAUGCACAUUAGCAUUUCUCUUUCCUUCACUAUUUUAGGGCCUAAUCCUGCAAAUUCUUAACUCACUUCAGCGUCUCUACUUGUGAAAGAAGUCCCAGCUUAGGCCUUCAUCCUGCAGGCACUUAAGCACAUGAACAACUUUACCAAUGAGUGUGGUUUUCUAGACUCAUUCAUUGAGCAAAGUUAGUCAAAAGCCAAAAAAAUUAGGAUAGAGGAUGCAGAACUAUUCUUACAAGUAAAACUACUGGAAUGUUUCAGUGUUUUUGUUUUUGUUUUUUUUUUUAAAUUCAAGACGAGGUCCAAAGUCUUCGUAUUCCUUUAAAGUAUUGCACUACACCGAGAGCUUUUUUUCCAAAUAUGAUGUAGAAUCAAAAGGACCUUUUAAAUCAUUAGAUAUAAUGCCAGUUAUGACCAAAUCUUAACAGACAAUCUAAGACGUGAAAUCCGAUCACAAUAGAAAAAAGUCAUGUUUCUAUUUGAGAAUAUACCUUUUAGCAACCUCCUGCUUAGGAGUCUGGUUGGGCAAACUAGUGAGGGAUAUGUAGAAGGCAUUCAUUUUAUCAGGAAAAAAAAGUGUUUCAUUUUUGAUUUGUCAGUUUCAAUUAUUUUUUCAUUUUUGCUUUUGUAUUAGUUAACCAAAAUAUAAUGAUUUUGCAACUGUUGUAGCCAGUUUCUGAUUGUUUAGUCAAGUACAAUUGCACUUGUACAGAUCCACAUGUUUACUGGCAUCCUGAAAGACCAAAUGGUGGACUGUACACAUCUAUAUAAAAUGUCUUUCCCCUUUGGGCAGCAAGCAAUGGCAAGGAUAUUCAUAAACACAGCAUCACUGUAAGAGGGGACAACUGAUAUGUAUCCCAGCACAUGUGAUUUUUUAAUAGUUUCUGAAUAAACACUUGGUAAAUAUUUCAAAUGUAAGAUCCUGAGGUAAUGAGUAUUUGAACUUUAAAAUUUCUUGCCAAAAUAAUCUGGUUUUACAUUGGAUUCUCUUUACUAGCAAUUAUGGCUCAUCAAAAAGAUUUAAUGUUUCUAGGCAAAACAUAAUGUGUUCUCUGUUUUCAAAAUAUGGCGUGGUAAUUACCGACGUACAUAACAUGGGUCAGAAAGCAACAUAGGGAUAUGUGAUUCAACAACAUAUUGAAUAGGAUAGAUUUACAUUUACAUUUUGUCUCCUUACUGAAGUGUUCUUUAAUAUGUGGAAUAGGGUAAGUCAUACUUCACAUGUUUUUUUUUUCCUUCAUUAGGUUAUUAUAUAUUAUAUUGUUUGCAGAGUUGUUCCCUAGUAAAUCUUUUAUUGCAAAAGGGCUCUGUUCUAUUCUGCUUUUCUUACCCAUGUACAAUCUGUCACUUUCUACAAAAACAAAGCUAUAUAACUGGUCUGUUGGAAUUCAAGAUAAAUGUUUUCUUGGCAUGUGUUCUUUCUAUGCCACCCACAUUGAGCAAAAGCGAAAAAAAAAAAAAAAAGAAAAAACAACCAGCAAGCAUGACUGUAUUUAGUUUGGACAGUUUAGUACGUGGAGUGUUAUUUCAGUUUGAAACACAGAGAUGAGGAGUGUUCUUUUGUCACAAGAGACACAACACAUGGCUAUUCUGUUCACUGCUCACCAUCUCCUGCAGACUUCCUGUUGACACUGGUGAGAGAUGUGUGUGUUGCUGCCUGAGGUGCAGUUUUGGAGCCCUAAUUUUGAAUUACUGCCUUUAUAACUAUUGCUGAAGCCAGUGGUCUGGUUCUCCCAUUUAAACUCAGUAGAGGCACACUGUUGUUAAAUGGGUAUAAGUAAGAAAAUUUUCAGCCUUGCUGACUUUGUCAGAGAGAAAUUAACUCAGUAAGGAUUGAAUGAGAAGUUCCUGCAAACUUUGUCUGUUCGUGUGCAUAUAUAUGUUUUCUGUAUGAUUCUAAACUCAUAAACAUAAGUUUGCAUAGGUGUCAAUACAAACACAGGAUUAGGUCCUUAAUGUGAAAGGUACAUUUUGCAUGGCAUGCUGCCACAAAGAGGCAGCAUCCACAAAUGAGUAAAUGAGCAGGAAUUACUUGAUUUGUAAUAGUUGACAGAAAUGCCUUGGCAUUCUGUUUAUGCUUACAUUCUGAUGUUGCCUUUUCUGAGGUUAAUAUUACUGCUGCUUCCAUGUGUUCCACAUGCAUUUAAUAACUGGUAAUGAAGAUUUUUUCUAAUCAUCUACAUUGCAAUCAGAACAAUUAAUUUAAAUUUUUUCAGCUUCCUAUCUUCAGUAGAAAAAAAAAUAUUAUUGCUUCCGUUAAUGGAGAAAAAAAUUAAAUUACAUCAGUUACCUACAGAAAGUGCAUUCCUGAAGAUAAAUCCUUAAAAAAGGAUACAGAGUGAAAAAUAAUAUUCUUUAGUCUGUUAACAUCCUGAAGCAUAUCUGAAAGGGCUGUUUGUGAAUGAGGACUUCAAUGGAAGUAGAAAUUCCCACACAGUGGCUACAAUGAUAUACCCUCUUUGGAUAAUUAUUGUAAGAAGGAGUAGACAUAAGAAAUAGGAAAGGAAUAGACAUAGACAAAGGUAGAUGUGCCUCUGAUUUGAAAAUAGGAUAACUUGUUUGAAGAAAAACUGUUUCUGUAAGAAUAUGGCCUUUGUUUUGCUAGCAAGAUCAGUGAAACCUUCUGCAUGAUGAUCUGCUCAGUUAGUGCUGACCAAAGGGGUAAUGCUGCAAGACAAAAAAAUCCACACUAUUUUGAGAAUUCAGUAUAUUAUUUUAGGUUGGUUAUCAGACUGGUUUAGAUUGGUAAUUAAAGUGACUUUUCCCCUCUUUUCUUUAUUUUUUGUCCUUUGACAAGUAAUGUUGAGCGUGCUGAAUCACUCAUAUGGCCUCACAUUUUAUUUCAAAAGUGCAUGCAAUUCUGUGAUAAAAGAACAGAAAAAGGUGGAAGAGAAUCCUGAUUUCUCAGUGUAAUUACUGGAAACAAAACAUAAAUUGUGAUAAUAUAAAACAUAUAUAUUUAUUAGGUUAAAGGAAUAUUUUUUACCUUUUUUUCCCAUAUCAAGCCAAUUCAAUGUCUUAAAUACAAAUGGUGAGUUUAAGAGUGAGAACUUUUUCCUUUCCUUUCCCUUUCCCUCCCCUUCCCCUUCCCCUUCCCUCCCCUCCCCUCCCCUCCCCACUCCUUCAACUUAAUCCCAGAAGAUAUACUCUGUAAUUCCUAGACAUUCUUACGCACUGCUUGAAACACCAGAUUAAAAGUCUGAUAUAAAGGCAUCUUACGCUUCUAUAGUUCUAAAACCCAAAUUUUUACAUUUUUUUAUUUUUACCAUCCACUAUUUUAAUGGUCACUUAAGGUUGUGAAAACGUGUUCAAUUGAUUCUCUAUACUGCAGUAUUUAGUUUCUGAAUGUUUUCCUGUGUUUUAGUUUUUUAUAAAGCUUAUAUCAAUAAAUUAGUUAUUAAAGUAAUACGAAAAUGGUAAAACAUCAUAAAAGUGAGCUUAUGACCCAUGGUAAACACAUUUUAGAAAAUAUAUCUGGAAAGGCAGGAAUAGCUAAUUGUAGUUCUUUGCAAAUAUGAAGGCAAGAUCCUGGUUCUGUAGGUUCUUUAGACCUCUGUUUAGCUGGAGCUAAAAUGUCUGACCAGCAUGUUGUUUCUUACAGAAACUUAAGAGUCUGUUUAAUGCAUAUGGUUCCCUCUCAGGGGGCAGAGUCCAUUAAAGCACUAUAUCCUGAAGGACAGGGUAAACAAGAGCUCCUUCAUUUUUAGAGGGCAGGUUCUUUAUAUUGCUCAGUGUCUCCAGGGAAUCUGAAUAGCCUUUCAUUUGGUUAAAGACUGGCAUACUGAAAUGCAGCGUCUCCAAACCAGAGAAGGAGGCUGAAAUCUUUUGCUGUCUUAUGCAGAACUGAGAACGCUACUGAUGCUACUGGCAUUAAACAAGAAGAAUGGGGAGAGAAGGGAGAGUGAAUGGCAGACACAAUUCCAUAGCUGUCAACCUUCAAACAGUCUUCACAUUUCUAUUGAUUAUUUCAUUGUAGGGAACUUGUACCUUCUCUCUGCAGCAUCUACUUAACUCUGGAAAAUGUAGGACCUGAAGCUAAGUAGUGACAAGAGGAUGGAGGAAUGAGGUGUUUCUGUGAGAGAAGACAGCAGGAUAGCGGCCCUCUGAAUGGGGCAGACAUAUUAUUUGUUUUUCCCAACCUUUCUAAGAAGCUUUGCAAUGUGCUCUGAUGAAAUAAGGACACAUAGAUCUCCUUACAGUUCAUCAAUACUGCCUUACAGAUUUGUGAUUAUCCAUCUGUGUGUAAAUACUAUCCUAAUAUCACAAGUCUUUACAAUGUUUUUUUUUCCCUGUUCAUUAUUUAGCUACAUUUCAGAGUAGCUAGCAGUAUAAUGAUACUCCAGAAAUGCUAAGCACAGUUGUGCUUUAGAAUAAUUGUUUAUUCUUAAAACUGAACAGAACAGUUAGGACACAAAAAAAGAGGCACAUUUAAGGUACUAGGAACAAGAGGCAGUUAAUUGAAUAGUCAAAGAAGUAAAGUGUAAUGAAGUUUGUAAUUAAAUGGCUAUCAAAUUAACUAUUUAACUUACAGCUAAUGGGCCACAUUUUGCUUCUUGUUGUGUAAGUACAAAACUGGAUUCCAUUGACUUAAGGAAGUUACAAAACAUUUACCUUGCUCUUACAAGUUUGGCUUUUUGUCAUUGAAAUAAGCCAUUCUCUUAGUAUUUCUCUUUUGUAAAGUGAAAAAUUUGAAUACAGUAAUGAUAAACAUUUGUAGUUCUGCUAUGUACUUAAAAAAUGAAUCACAUCUAUUUCCAGUCUGCUGGCAUAUUAACUGAACAUUGCUGUAGUAUAGAACUGUAAAAUUUAUCUUGGACCCACAUUGUCCUGAUUAUAUGGGAAGUCCAUGUAAUCCACAUGUAUAGAUGUGGUUCUUCAGAAUGAUGAACUUUAUGAACAGACAGCAUACAUCUAUUUAAUUCUGUGGACUUCGUCCUAAAACCUUCAAUUAGAUUAAAUACCUAUUAAUAAAAAUUAUAACCUUUGUGGUGUUUGCAACUACUUUUACUGCAAUUUUGCAGGCUUAUAUUUACAGUAUUUUUAAAUUUUGCAAUAAACUAUAGACCAUGUCAAACAUAAAUGAUUUUUUCUGGUUGGAUUCAUGAUUACUAUUGUAUAUCAUGACAUGGUUCUGGGUGACCUUCCAAAAAGGUCUAGAGUGGGAUAAGAUAAAAGGUUGAAAUAAUACUUGUCUAGUUCGGUAUUUCAUGUAAUAAAACAUUUUCUUCUCAUGAUUUCAACAGUAUAUCUGAUUAUGUGAGCAUUAGAUUAUUGAAGCCUUCUGGUAAUUUUGUACCAAUACUGUGACAAAAAGUUUACGUUUGAGGAGGGGGUCAAACAAUGAGAUUGCUUUUGUCAGAGACAUCAUAUCAACUUUAUUCAGAAAUGCUUAAAGUACUAAAUUAGAUUCUUAAAAUAAAACUUGGGAGGUGACAAUCUGGUACAGUUUUUGAAUUUCUGAAAACAGUGUUUAAUUACCAAGUAGAUUAUUAUUUUAACCAUCUGUAUUUUUUACCAUCUGUAUUUUAAAAAAAAAAUAUAUAUUUCUGUGUGUAUAUGUAUGGAAGUGUAUGUGUACAUAUAUAUGAGUAUGCAAAUAUAUAUGUAUGCAUACACUUAUAGCUAUCUAUGUUUCUUUAAUUAACAUUGUCUUUACUGUGAUAUAAGAAUAUUUCCAUGUGAGUUUUGAAAGCGUUUAGGUUUGUAAUGAAACAAAAGUUCUUCGUAUAGCAUAUGUAGCUUAUAAAUGUUAUAUCCACAUAGUCACCAAAAAGUCAGUCUAGUCCUUCAACAUUUCAACUUUUCUAGUAUAGUAAUAUAAAUUUGGGGUUGGAGUUGCUAGGAGCAAAAGUUCAGCUCAAAUGCAGUUUGCAACUAGCUGAAUAUGCAUUGAGGGGCAUUAAGGUUCCUGUAUUUUAAGGCUCUACCUUUUACAUUUCAUGUACCAUCACAUGGCUAAACUGACCUGAACUUGACCUUGCUGUAACUUCAUUACCAUAGCAAUUAUUUUGUCCAGUCAAAUGGAUAAAUAGACACAUACCAAAUGUAUUUAUGAGUAUGACAGCAGUUCUUAUAGAGGUCUCACUAUCAGAUAUCUGAAUUUAGUUUUAAAUUACUGAAUUCAUAACUGCGUUUAAUUAUGCAGUAAUUACUACAUGAAAAAGAUUUGUUCUCUUUCUAAAUGUUGAACUUAGGUGAGCUGAUCAGGUUUUUAUUUUCAGCUGUAAUAAAGCUGGUAGUCCCAAUGGCAGUUUUCUGCUAAAAAUUAAAGCAGUGUUAUUCACAGCAUUGGUACUCUUCAGCCACAAUACAAUUUUACAAUUGUAAUUUUUUUUUAAAAUAUGGAAAAUUAAACAUUUUAAAAGCAUUUUCAGGCUGGCAGUUUGCUAAGUUGAAUCGAAUAUAUCAUUAAUUUUGUCUAAAAUUUAUUAAUAAUCCAAUUAAAAAUAGUUUUGACAUAAUUUUUUUAAGUCAUUCAGACAAGUCUUUAUAAGUCAUGUAAUGAUGUGUUUGCAUGAGUUUAUGUGUAGAUACAUACGGUACUGCACAUUCAGUUAUGUGGUUAUUUGGUAAUUUAUAGCAAACCCAAAAGUGUAGAUUACAAUAUGCUUCACAUUAAGCUCAAAAUUCAAGAAUAUGUCCAUUUUUCUGUUUGCAAAUUUAUAAGAAAUGCCUACAUUGGCAUCAAAGAACUUGAACCACAUACUUUCAAAGAAUGAAUAUUCUGCUGAAUCAUUUAUUCUUAAAUAUAAAUAUCUUCCUUUAGUUAUGAUGAAAAGUGCAUCAAAGGAAAAAUUGGCUAAUCAAUGUAUUUGAUGUUUUUGAAGUGAAUGAAAUCCUGCAAUUGAUUUUGGUUUUUGAAAAUAUGGAAUGUCUUUACACUUUAUGUUUUUUUCUCUUCCUGUUAGAUACUGUUUAUUAGCCUACCAUGCAUAAGGAAAGUCCCUGCUACAAAGGUGUUUCAAGUCUCAAAUGGCAAUAACAUGACUAUCGGUUACAGCUUUGGCUGUUUCUUAAGGUUGUUUUAUUUUUUCAGUGAUUAAAUUAUGCUUGUCUUUUAAGGGUGGAUAUUUUUGUUUAUUCCAUCCAAACAUAGCAUGCAAUGUAGUCAGUACUAGUCCUGAAAAUGAUUUAAAAACACUACAUAUUGAUGGGUUCCUAAAGUUUACAACAUUAAUGUUUAAAAACAUUCUAACUCUUUGAAAUGGAGUUAACAGUUACACAUUUUCUGUUUUAAUUUUCUGUUUCCUUGUCAUUCUUUUUUUCCUACACAUUACUGAAUCAUACUGCCUAUCUUUGCUUUGAAGGCUGCUUUUUAUUUUAUUUUGAGUACAGAGCAGGGAUCUAAGCUAUUGUGAUAAUAUAAAACAGAGGCAGUGAAGAGGUGUGUUUGGUUAUGUAGCUCUGAUAGCUGGUGUAAAACCUUAAGUAAAAUCCUCAUCAGUGUCAAAGGAAAUUAUGUUUUAGGUAGGGAUUUUUUAAAAAGUUCUAUCUAUAGCAUCAUUCAUGUAAACCUGUAACACAAAUACCUACUCACAUAAACAUGUAGGUGAUUCAGGAGCAGCAGACAGUUAAAAAUGUCAUGGUUUUUUGUGAAUAAUUUUUUAAAAUGCACCUUGUCUUAAAAAGAGGAACUGUCUUAUAAUUAGGCAAUGCUUAUAUAAUUAAACUUUUCAUCAUAGUAAUUUAAAUGGUAAAAUUAACCCGUUAUUGACGAUUUCUGAUCAGGUUUCAAAUGUUUGGUUUUUUCCUUUUUGGUAUGACUGGUAAUAGCUACCAACAAAUAAGUGGCAACAUACUAUAAUAUGUUGAACAGUAAGAUCUGUUAGGUUUAUUGUGCAAUAUAUUGCUUAAUAAGUUUUAAAUUGUAGAAAUCUACUGAUGCAUAUUGUACUUACUUGUACGUUAAUUCUUCCUUAAGAAUACUUUUUCCUAAAGAAUAAGAAGUUGCUACUCUUUUGAGAAAAAUUUUUUCUAUAAAUACAAAAAGUGGUUAAGAUAAUGGUUCUAAGUUCACCAAUUUUUUAGAAAUGUAAUUGAAUGUAUUUAUGAUGGUUAAUAUUUUUUCAUCCAUACAUAAUUUUAUACAAUGAAUGUAUUCUAUAAUUUUCAGUAUAUUUUAUAUACUGAAUGCUGUCUGUAAUUAAAUAUUUCUUAGGAGUUGUUGGAUUACUAAAAAGUUUUGUUAGAUUUGAUUAGGAUCAGAGCUUUAAUUGUGGAGAAAAAAAACACCAUCUCAUCAAUUUGUCUUCAUACUAUUUAUCUUAUGAAAAAUUAUCCAAAUUACUCAGAUUGAUUUUUUUCAUGUCAAAAUAAGUAUUUAUUUUACCUCACACACUGUUUAAAUGUUUGAGAAUUACUAACUGCUUUAUAUAAUCAUCUAUGGUGAAAUAACAAAAAUUUCCAGCUUUGGCCUGAUGAAUACCGUGUAAUUUCAAUUUACAGUUACAUAGUGAAACUGUUUUCUUUUAUGUUUGUCUUAUACUUAGGUACCCUUAUCUCCAGCUCUGUGUGUUGAUGUAAGGCCUCACAAGUGUUCAUUUAAUCAUUAAAACUCAAUAUUAUUUUACAACCCUAAGAGAAAAACAAUUUAACACAACAAUGAAGACAAAAUUUCCAAGAUAGAUUUUGGUUCUCUGACUACUUCCACAUGUGGAUAAUUUGAUUGAUGAGAGUAGUCUCACCAGAUUCAGUCAGAGUUUUUUGUGUAACAUACCUUUAUGUUUGGAGUUUGAUUUUAAAUAUAUGUCUAACACAUGCAGGCUUAUUAAAUCCUUAGACUGAAUUCUGAUUUGUCUGAUGGAGAAAUGUGUGUUUCUGAACAUAUUAGGAUAAUGUUACUGUUACCAAAGUAUUUUCUUCCUCUUAAAAGAGUAUGUUUUGAUAUUUCUCAUGUAGACCAUAUACAAUUAGUUGUGUGUAUCAGAAAGCAUUUUGAUAUAUUCAGAAACACCUGAGGAUCUUGAAAUCUAAAACUGGUUCAGUUUCUGAAAUGCUUCAUUUUUGUUUUCCUAUAUUUUGCUUUCAGUUGAAUGUUGCUGGCUUGAAAAGGUUACUCCUCAUAAUGUUUGUGGCAGAAGGGUACUGGGAGGAUUAAAUGAAUAUUUUUAUUUAUUCAGAGGUUUGAACUGUAAAGCCAUAUAUAGAAUAUAAGUUCUUAUAGGUUCUGAAUGUCCUCAUUUUGUCUUGUCUUCUAAAACAAGGCUUAGGGUGUUUGGUGGGGGUUUUUUUAUUAGAAUAGGUAUUGCAGUAUUUGAAUGAAAUAUAAAGAUGUUAAAUAGCUGUCAUUCAAACUCUUCAAUAAGAAUUGUUGUUUUUAUUAUUUUUAUUUUUUCUCCUCAAGCUCAGAAAAAUCAGGUCAUGCUUAUUUUUGGGACUUACAGGGUUUUUAGGAGGUGAGUGAACAAUUGCUAAGAGGCCUUUCCCCUCUUUAUGUUACAGCCAGUUAAAUGACCCCAGUGAUUAAAUAGGAGCCCUUUUUAGUGAAUUCAUGUUUGGAAUAUGGUCAAUAUAUAUUUAUUUCUGCAUUUUAAUACUGAAAAGAUUAACAUUGUCAAAAUUGUUUAUUAAUACUGAAAAGGAAGUAGUUAUUCUCAGGGCAGAGACUCUGAAAGCAAGUAUUCUUUUUACCAGAAGUUAAAUCAAAGAUUUUAAUUUAACUGUCCAAGUGAAGAGAUGCAAAAGUAAAAGUAUAUAGAACACAGAGUAUUUAAUACUUAGAAUAUUACUAAUUCUUAAAUUUGUAAGCAUUCUUUUUAGAUAUGUGCAACUUUUCAGCCCUUCAUAUGAAAUUCUUACAUAUAAAUGAUGUUUUAGCUAUAAUUAGGGCAACACAGUCAGAAGAGAGGCAGGUAUUUUGAUCUAUCUUAUUUUAUAUAAUCCUAGAAAAAAUUCAUUUUGGUUGGCUUAUUUUAUUUUUUUCAUUACACAGGCAUCAAAAUUCUUCAUGUCAAAUUUGGAAAUUAUGAUGUCACAAAAUGUCUCAGAGUCUGGGCAAAUAAAUAGUUCAGUAGCAGCAUUAAAAUUGCUACAGCAAAGUGAAAUUUGAAAUUAAGAUAUGAUGUUCUGUGACCAUGGGAGAUAUUUGUGAGAGUGCUUUGUUGACAACUAAUUGAUAAUUACGGUGUGUAUUCUUCUAACACCUUUCUUCCCAAAGGAUCCUAAAGUGCCUUACAAAAUUAGGGCCUGUUCCUGCCCUGAUUGAAGUCAAUGGGAGCACUGCCAAUGGGAACAGCACUGGGCACUUAAGAAGCUAAUAAAAGCUGCAUUCAAACAUCACUUCUGCCACUGAAAUGUGAAACUGUUCAAUUUACACAGCAAUACACCCAGUGGUUUGAGACAGGAAGUGAAUAUUAUCAUAUACAGCUUGCAAAUUUUAAAAGGGAAAUAUGAUUUUAGAAGGGUACGUGGUACAAAUUAAUAUUAGUGUUAAUAGCACAACCUUUGUUAAAAUUUGAGUUUUCAUCCAAACACAUUUCUUGUAUUUUUUCAGAAGAUUUGAACAUUAUUUCCAGUAGAUGUAAUGACUGAUACCAUUUUCAUUAUUCAUAUGUUGUAUACACAUAUUUUGGAGAUCAGAUUUGCAUGGUUUUGGUACAAUAAUUAAAAUAAUUUCAGAAAAAUAUAACAUGGAAAUACUAGAAAUCUUCUAUAAUAAUUGUAUCUUUCUGCUGAUUAUUUUUAAUGUCUAGCUGAGAAAGCCUGAUAUUCAAAUCAGUAUUUUGCGUAUAUUUCCACAUUUGUUCACUUUACAUAUUGAGCUGAUUGCUGUGAUAUGCAAAGAACAGGAUUUGAUGUUUGUAUACCUGAAAUGCAAGUUGAAAGCAAGCAUUAUACCAUGUAUUCUGAUAUUUUUCUUUAUUUUUAAUAUAGAGACCUUUCAUAUAAAAAUUUUGCCAGCUACAAAACCAUUAAGCAGCAUGCAUAGAUGCAAAAAAAAAAAAAAGUGAGAACUAAUGCAGAUAUUUGUUUUUCACUCUGCAUUUUUUUUCUUGACCAUUUAUAUUGAUGAAUAAGGAAUAGUUAAAUUAUUUAGCAUUUAAAAAACUAUUACAAUUUAACAAAUGAAAGAGGAAAACUUAGCUGUUGGACUGUUUCGUUUGUCUCUAGUUAGAUACUUUAAGAUGGGCCUGAAAAAUAAGCAGCUCCAAGAAUAACUAACCAUCACAACAAGCUGUCUAGUUGAAUAUGUAGCAACUGAAGUCUUUGAAUUAGAUGAAUAUACAUGCUCUAUAUUCAGAAAGAAGUUUUGAGAUUACAGGGACAAAUAAAUUCAACAAUAGUCAUAUUGAA